Molecule: messenger RNA, 2744 nt
Organism: Gossypium raimondii (Peruvian cotton)
Lineage: Eukaryota; Viridiplantae; Streptophyta; Magnoliopsida; Malvales; Malvaceae
Product: DEAD-box ATP-dependent RNA helicase 37
Exons: 7
Coding region: 363-2234 (623 amino acids)
Cellular component (GO): nucleus
Molecular function (GO): RNA binding; ATP binding; RNA helicase activity
Source: RefSeq, a predicted model, not a curated record
UACGGUCACCAAACUCCAUUUGUAGAUUUUUUCUCAUUCUCUCACAUUUUUUCUAGCUGCAACCAAGCAAAACCCAAAGAAAAGGCAAGGAAAAGAAAAGAAAAGAAAAGAAAAGAAAAAGCUUUGAUUUUUUUUAAAAAAAUCUUCAAGUAAAAAAUAAAAGUAAAGGCACCCGAUUUUUCUGCUUCCUGACCCCAUCUUUCAAAAGAAUUUCCACCAAGGUUGCUUGUGUUCCUCUCAUCAAUUUUCGUCUGAUCUACACGAAGGGAGAGGAUAAGAGGACUGGAUUUAACUUUUCUUUUUUUUCUUUUUUUGGUGUUUUUGUUAGGAUAUUUAUUUGGUUUUCUUAGGUUUUCGAAAUAAUGAGAACUUCGUGGGCAGAUUCUGUAGCAAACUCAGCAUCUGAAAUUGCAGUUUCAGACAAUAGCUACGUACCUCGUCCAACUCGAUCCACUUAUGUCCCGCCCCACCUUCGUAACCGUCAAGCUUCGGACGCACCUAAUCUGCCAGGUCCGGCUACUGAGAGGGCAGCUUUUACCGGAACCGCUGGUGGGUCCCUGGGCUCCCGAUGGAGCAGCGGCCCGCCUAAGCCCGAAAUGGGGCGGCCUGGUCCGGGUUAUGGUUACUCUGGAGCUGUAGCUGGACGAGGUGGCAGCGGCGGUGGUUGGAAUAAUAGAAGUAGAGGUUGGGAUAGGAGAGAAAGGGAAGUGAACCCAUUUGAUGAUGAUGUUGAUGAUAAGACUGAUGAUGCCGAACAAGCUUUUAGUGAGCAAGAGAAUACGGGGAUUAACUUUGAUGCUUACGAGGAUAUUCCGGUGGAAACCAGUGGUGAAAAUGUACCCCCUCCUGUAAAUACAUUUGCCGAAAUAGAUUUAGGGGACCUGUUGAAUCAAAACAUUAGAAGGUGCAAGUAUGUGAAACCCACUCCCAUUCAACGCCAUGCUAUCCCUAUAGCAUUAGCUGGAAGGGAUCUAAUGGCUUGUGCUCAAACCGGGUCAGGGAAGACAGCUGCUUUUUGCUUUCCAAUUAUUAGUGGCAUUAUGCGGGAGCAGUAUGUUCAGAGACCGCGUGUAGCACGAACCGUUUACCCUCUUGCUCUCAUUCUAUCACCCACCCGGGAGCUUUCUUGUCAGAUACACGACGAGGCCAAAAAGUUCUCAUACCAAACUGGUGUCAAAGUGGUGGUUGCCUAUGGAGGAGCACCAAUUAAUCAACAGUUGCGAGAGUUGGAGAGAGGAGUUGAUAUUCUUGUGGCAACUCCAGGACGAUUGGUUGAUUUGCUAGAGAGGGCUAGAUUGUCAUUGCAGAUGAUUAGGUACUUGGCCCUUGAUGAGGCAGAUCGGAUGCUUGAUAUGGGUUUUGAACCACAAAUCAGAAAGAUAGUGGAGCAAAUGGACAUGCCUAAUCGGGGUGUGAGACAGACAAUGCUGUUUAGUGCCACCUUUCCAAGAGAGAUACAGAGACUUGCCUCUGAUUUUCUUUCAAAUUACAUAUUCUUGGCCGUUGGGAGGGUUGGUUCAAGUACAGAUUUGAUUGUUCAAAGGGUUGAAUUUGUUCAUGAGUCUGAUAAGAGGAGCCAUCUCAUGGAUCUUCUGCAUGCACAGAGGGAAAAUGGAGCUCAUGGCAAGCAAGCUUUGACAUUAGUUUUUGUGGAGACCAAAAAGGGAGCUGAUUCAUUGGAAAAUUGGUUGUGCAUUAAUGGAUUCCCAGCGACAACCAUUCAUGGUGAUAGGACUCAGCAGGAAAGGGAACUGGCAUUAAGAUCUUUCAAGACUGGAAAGACCCCAAUUUUGGUAGCAACUGAUGUGGCUGCUCGUGGUCUUGAUAUACCCCAUGUAGCUCAUGUGGUCAACUUUGAUCUUCCCAAUGAUAUUGAUGAUUAUGUCCAUCGGAUUGGAAGGACAGGGCGUGCUGGUAAAUCGGGGUUGGCUACAGCUUUCUUUAAUGAGGGCAAUUUGUCCCUGGCAAGGCCUCUAGCUGAGCUGAUGCAAGAAGCAAGUCAAGAGGUACCUGCUUGGCUCACUCGUUAUGCAUCCCGAGCUCCUUAUGGAGGUAGCAAAGGUCGACGAUCUGGGGGAGGGCGUUUCGGUGGACGUGAUUUCAGAAGGGAAAGUUCAUUUGGUAAGAAUCUGGAUUACUACGGUGGAGGAGGGAAUAGUGGUAGUGGAUAUGGAGUUCCUUCUAGCAAUUAUGGUGGAGGAUAUGCUCCCGGGGUGACAAGUGCUUGGGAUUAGGUCACACUUUAUACUGGAUUAACUUUUUGCAUGUUUGUCUUGAGUAUAUAUAUAUUCCUCCCUCGGGGAGAAUAAUUUUUCUCAAAUUCCAUAUUUAUCUGGAUUCUAACAUAGGAUAUAUAUUAAUGAGGGCCCCCAUAGGAUUGAUAUUGUUUGUUAAUUGAUAAUGCUGUCGUUGGGAUAGUGACAAAGGAAACUAACCAUUUAAGUGUGUCUACGACUGGUUCACUGAUAAGGAGGUUGUGGUUAACAUUUUAGGGCUUGGGGCGCCUUAGUAGCUUAGGAGGACCCUAGGUUGCAAUGUUGGUAUGGUGUGCGUGUGUGGUAAGGUACGUACAUUUGCAACCAAAUUAUGGGUGAGUGGUGAAAGAAGAGAUGGGCGUAUGGCUGUGAGUGAUUACUUUUAAUUUUUUUUUAAACUUCCUUUUGUGUAAUUAGCUAUGUUUUUGCAGAGUAAACUUUUGCACAAUCCAAUGUUUUCAGAAUGAUGAUGUGUGUUUUGGAAAUCAA